This is a messenger RNA of Gryllus bimaculatus (two-spotted cricket), 792 nucleotides long. Lineage: Eukaryota; Metazoa; Arthropoda; Insecta; Orthoptera; Gryllidae. The record is from the annotation of a GenBank genome assembly.
AUGCUUGCCGACAGGUACAGAGGAUUAGAAAGCAGAGGCAAGCGACGACCACGUGAAGGGGAGAAGGUCGCCCCCUCACAGAGCGGGCCUGAUGGCCCGAUUCUCGCCACCCGAAGCCGCUCGCGCUCUGCGUACCUGACCCGCGUCCCUUCGGCUAGUGAAGCGAGGGGUAUUUAUGACGUUUUAUGGCAGGACACCCCCGCGCAGUUUGGGGAAAAGGGAGCCUUUUGUCUGCAACCGGAUCCCGCCCAAUCCUCGAAAGGGUGCUUUCCCCACCCACGCGACCGCUCGUCACAGGCGCCUUCCCACGGCGCGACCGCGGCGCGCUUCCUUCAAGGAGAGAGCUUUCCGUCGCAGCCCGCGGAGCACGGCCGCAACGCGCCGCGGGUAGGUUUUCGCGGCCUCCGGCGACGACGACAAAGGACGGAGCAGGUAGAAGCUCGGCGCGGGCAGUUGGGAAGCUCCAUUUACAGUGGUUGUGCUAGCGGUGGCACGUGGCCUCCUCGCUUUCGCGUAGUGGGACCGCCGGCUUGCCCGCGCCGCGGCCGCGCCAUGGGAAGGGGCCCUAUCUGUGCACACACGAUUUGUCCCGCCAACGAUUGCCCGAUACGGAAGACGGAUGAUUUCCGAUCCGUCAUCGCCGAUGCAAGCCGUAGCUGCCUGGAGGUUGGCGACAGGGCGGCAACGCUAAACGGCCACGCUGAGAUGUCUGGGGGCGGCCCGCCCGUGACGCCGGUCAACAACCCCACCACUGUGCGUGCUGUGCUGCCCGCCGACAACGACAACAACUAA